This is a messenger RNA of Podarcis lilfordi (Lilford's wall lizard), 603 nucleotides long. The record is from the annotation of a GenBank genome assembly. NCBI's taxonomy places the organism in Eukaryota, Metazoa, Chordata, Lepidosauria, Squamata, Lacertidae.
AUGGCGUUCUGGUGCUCCUCCCACGUGGACCCUACAAAGAUGGCGACUGUCCCACGAUCUAAAGCCUCACCUAAGAUGGCGGAUCCUACCAAGACUUUACCACGUGUUCCGGAAAAUGGCGCAGCGAACGCUGUUGCCCUAGCAACGGUAAACUCGACCCUUGUUAAAGAGAAGCCGGCACCAGGAAAAAAUAGGCAGGAAACCCUGACCCCCAGAAGAAAUAAAAAUAACGCACCGCUGCACACCCACAAAGAAACUAAAAGAAACAACGGUGCCAAGGGCAAACCUGUGACAAAAUGCAGGAAACGACCACCCGAGAAGCAAGGGGAACCCCGAAGUCAAACCUCCAAACUGCGCGCUGCCUCCGAACGCGAUCCGCCGAUCGGGCUGCCGCCGCUGCGAAGCUCCGGGCACUGCGAAAUGUGUACCGUGAUGAAGAUGUGCACCGGGAUGAAGAGGCGGCUCGCGCGGCACCACAAGGGUCUUCCCGCUGCGCAAAUCGGACCACCAAGGAAGCAAAUUGAAAUACGCGGAAGUAGCGAUUCUGGCUCCUCUCCUUUUCCUUGUGAGUGCCACAGCGCGAGCGCUCACUCCGGGACUUAA